AUGCCAGUUACCAAAUCUUUAUCUAAGUUGCAAAAGAACCUUUCCAAGAAGGGCAAAAGCGUUGCGGUUCAUCCAAAAGGUAGAAAGUUCGAAAGACUGGUCAGGGCCACUAUGCGUGAAGAUAAGAUCGCCAUUAAGAAGAAGCUGCACAACGAUAAGAAAAUCCACGAACUGACUCGGGUCAAGUUCAUCCAAGACGUGGUAAACUCCAAUACAUUCAAGGACCAGCCAAUAUUCGACCACGCCCACACCAGAGAAUUCAUUCAAAGUUUUAUUGAAAGAGAUGAUGUAGAAUUAGACGAAUUAAGAAGCAAAAGAAGAUCAAACAGACCACCAAGCACCAGACAGGUGCAGCUACAACAGAGGAGGGAGCAAGAGCUAAAGGAAUUCCGUGGAGGGUUUCUCUGUCCCGAUUUGAGUGAUGCGAAAAACAUGGAGUUUCUAAGAAACUGGAAUGGUACAUUCGGUCUCUUAAAUACUUUGAGAUUGAUAAGAAUCGAUGACAAGGGUAAACAAGUCUUGGGGGGCAAUGAAUAA
Saccharomyces eubayanus is the source of this 537-nucleotide messenger RNA. It is a transcript of the gene TMA16, whose product is annotated as Tma16p. NCBI's taxonomy places the organism in Eukaryota, Fungi, Ascomycota, Saccharomycetes, Saccharomycetales, Saccharomycetaceae. Gene Ontology annotation, cellular component: nucleus. The transcript has a single exon. The record is from RefSeq and is a predicted model, not a curated record. The coding region runs from base 1 to 537 and encodes 178 amino acids.